AUGGACGAUAAACAAAUGAAACAACUCCUCAAGUUGGUUUUAAUGGCAUUGGCAGCUACGUUUGCCCCAAUCUGGAUCCCUGUUGCGGUCAUAACAGUGGUACCAGCAUUCCUCAUCCUGGCAGGAAUUCUAUGCACCCUUGCUCUCGGCAUAACAACGAUUCUAACUAUUCUAUUGGGCGUCUUUGGAGUACCCUUGUUGUUUAGCACAGCUGUCACCGGAAUGGCAUACUUGAUAUACAAAGCUUUUGAAAAAAUUGCUACAAAAGUAAAAUGCAUUCUCAAACGAUCCCUCAGCGAACUGAAUAUUACUGGAAGAAUCCAGUCAUGGUUCAAUCUGAAAAAGUUCUUAAUGGUAGGUAUUUCUAAAACUACAUCAAAGUUUCAGUCAUGAGCUCUGUGUAGAACGCCAAAAUGCAUAUUUUCACUCUCGUAUGGUACGGUAGCAUUUUAAACCUUUACAGCCUACAGCCUACACUCCACAGGUAGUUUUUCUAGCAGAUCUAAAGUUGAUCAAAAUUGCUCUGUAGAAGGUUAAAGCUCUGUUUUACACAUUUGAAACUGCAUUAAAUUCAUGCGAAGUAAAUACAAAACAAGAUUUCCAUACAUAAAUACAUGCGUAAGCUUCUUAGUAACGAAAAGUGAUACCUUACUUUUGGUUUUUGGGCCAGUACUUUCUGCUGCCCUGCAAGCAGAGCCUGAUUUCUCCGAGAAAGGGGGAGGCUCUGCUUUACGGCAGAGUAGAAUGCUGUGGCCAUGCUCACAAUUUCUUUGUGAAAACUUGCCUGUUGCAACAUGCCAUUAUGAUGAGAAUUGGCAAAAUUUAAACAUUUUCCAGUUCCUCUCCCCAACAUUUUAAUAUUUCACAUCUAGAUACGCAUGCAUUUAUUCUUUAGGUCCUGCCAAUUAUUAACCGAUUCGUGGACAAUGGGGAACGUCAACGAGCAGUCUAUGAAGAGGAGAAUGAAACUGAAACUGUGGUUUCUCGUAUUAGACGACCAGUAAGUUUUUAAGUUGUUCAAAUCGCUCAACGAUACGCGCAAGAACGCGCAAGUUGUCACAGAUCUGUAAAUAAGUUGUAACAAGGUUGUUGUGAAGUCGAUAUCAGGAUGUGUUCGCACUGCUUGUUCCCAGUUGUUCUGACAAAUCUGGAACAACACCUUGUUACAAGGUUGACGACGGUAACAGACUUGCUACGAGUUGUUCCAACAAGACUAACACAAGCUGUUCGUAACAAGUUGUUACGAGCUUGUUGUUACCAACCUGUUACCAUCCUGUUACCAUCCUGUUAACAACUUGUUACAUGCAGACGACAUCAGACUUGUUCGAAGUCUGUUGGCCUCAUGAACCUUGUUACAAGAUCAUAACAAGAUUUUUCCAAAUUUGUCAAGAACUGGGAACAAGCAGUGCGAACAUAUCUUGUUGAUAUAUCUUGCUGACAAGCUGCGAGAUUUUUACGCUAGAAAAGAUAGAUCGGUAACAACUAGUUGCAGAAGAGAAAGGCGCUCGCCGACGGUUUCACUCGAAAUAUAUUAUGCAAUCGCUGAUUUCUUCGAUUCAUUUUCUAGAGCGCAACCCGAUUCCCAUUUCCAAAGGCAAGUCUCCCUGCGUUUGACUUGUCUGAUGUCAACGAUGGAGAAGAAAUCGAGAUCUUCUUCAACAACGUGAAAGAACUGGAUUCCACCAUCCGUGUCUUGCUUAGGUCGGCGCGGGAUCGUGCUGUCUUGCGCAGGGGCACAAGGCGCAACACCGUGCGCUAGUAUGUUGUCGUCUUUGGUCUUGGACCGGGAUUUUAUUGUACUGUAUACGUCUCCUGUAUUUGGAAAAACUGCGUGCGUUUGACCGUCGUUUUCAACUUAGGAUGAUCGGUUGCGCGUCUGACUGAUCUUCGUAGGAAAGGUUUUCUUGGCUGUUUCAGACCAUAUCGGAAUCUGAACUAUCGAUAUCUUUCGUCCAACGACGUGGCUCUAUCUGACCUAAUAUACCAGACGUGA
Messenger RNA from Paramuricea clavata, 1993 nucleotides. The record is from the annotation of a GenBank genome assembly. NCBI's taxonomy places the organism in Eukaryota, Metazoa, Cnidaria, Anthozoa, Malacalcyonacea, Plexauridae.